AUGCCCGGGGCUGGGGCCGGGGCCGGGGCUUCGGAGGAGGGCGGGGGCCCCGAAACGACUCGGGAACCGGCGCGGCUGUGCGGCUACCUGCAGAAGCUGUCGGGCAAGGGGCCCCUGCGCGGCUACCGCAGCCGCUGGUUCGUGUUCGACCCGCGCCGCUGCUACCUCUACUACUUCAAGAGUCCGCAGGACGCUCUGCCGCUCGGCCACCUGGACAUCGCUGACGCCUGCUUCAGCUACCAGGGCCCGGACGAACCGUCAGCUGCGGGGCCGGCGGUUGCCGUCGGGCCCGCCUCGGCCGGGGGCGCCGAUGAUCCGCCCGCCGCGCUCUUCCAGGUGCACAGCGGAGGCAGUGUCACGGUGCUCAAGGCUCCUAAUCGUCAACUCAUGACUUACUGGUUACAAGAAUUACAGCAGAAGAGAUGGGAAUAUUGCAACAGUCUUGAUACUGUAAAGCGGGACAGCAGGACCUUCCCAAAUCCUGGUGACUUUUCCAAAGGUCUUGUUGCCAAAGAUAACACAGAUGUAAUUCUCCUGCAUCCAAAUGCCUCUGCAGAGAAAGCCAGAAACGUCCUUUCUGUGGAAGCUGCCCCUGGAGAGCUGGUUGGAGAGCAAGCAGCCAACCAGCCAGCUCCAGUUCAUCCAAGUACCAUUAAUUUUUCCCUAAAGCAGUGGGGCACUGAGAUCAAAAACUCAAUGUCUUCAUUUAGACCUGGGAGAGGAAAUAAUGAUAGCCGGAAGAGUGUGUUUUACACUAAUGAAGACUGGGAAUUAAUAGACCCAAAUCCUAAAGAUUUAGAGGAAUCAAUGGUUCAUGAAGAAAGGAAGAAACAAAUCUCAGAAGGAAACAAAGGAGUAAUUGGCUCAGCAUUCUCCUUUGAUUUUGGCCGUAUUCCCUAUAAAGGAAAGCGACCUUUGAAAGAUAUGAUUGGGUCAUACAAGAACCGAAACAACAGUGGUGAUUAUCCAGUUGAGUGGACUUCAGGCAAUGGCAGUAAAUCAACUUCUGAAAUACAUUUGAAGUUUCAAAACCAACAGGAAGAACUAGAAAGACUGAAGAAGGAACUCUCUAGCCAAAAGGAACUUGUCCGACUCUUACAGCAGACAGUCAGGUCAUCCCAAUAUGAUAAGUAUUUCACGAGCAGCCAUCUUUGUGAUGGGAUCCCAAAAGAAAAGCUUGAGCUUCUGCACCAAAAGGAUGACCAGAUUCUAGGCCUCAGCAGCCAGCUUGAAAAGUUCAAUCUGGAAAAAGACAGCCUCCAACAGGAAGUGAAGAACUUGAAAUGCAAAGUUGGUGAGCUCAACGAGCAGCUGGGCAUGUUAGUGGAAACAAUCCAAGCCAAAGAUGAAGUGAUCAUUAAACUCUCCAGACAGCUCAGUGAAUGUGAGGGGAAUGCAUCUCCCCAGACCCUUAGCACUUCCACGUCCUCUUCCACUAACAAAGACCUUCAGGAACUCGACAGACUAAAAGACUGUCUUCAAGGGUAUAAAACACAGAAUAAAUUUCUAAAUAAAGAAAUUUUGGAACUGUCAGCUCUUCGAAGAAAUGCAGAAAGACGAGAGAAGGAUUUAAUGGUUAAGUAUUCCAGCCUGGAAGCCAAGCUUUGUCAAAUAGAAAGCAAGUAUUUGAUUUUGCUUCAAGAAAUGAAGACUCCCGUGUGCUCUGAAGAGCAGGGACCUGCCCACGAUGUCAUAGCCCGGUUACUGGAAGACGCUUUGCAAGUGGAAGGCCCAGAACAGCCUGAACAAGCUUUUGUCAAACCUCAUCUUGUCAGUGAAUAUGACAUUUACGGGUUCCGGACAGUUCCUGAGGAUGAUGAAGAGGAGAAGCUAGUCGCUAAAGUACGAGCACUAGAUCUAAAGACUCUGGCUCUCACGGAAAAUCAGGAGAUUUCCACUGGGGUCAAAUGGGAAAAUUAUUUUGCCAGCACCAUGAACCGAGAGAUGAUCUGUUCUCCUGAACUGAAAAAUCUCAUCCGCACGGGGAUCCCACAUGAACAUCGUUCCAAAAUGUGGAAGUGGUGUGUCGACCUUCGCACCAAGAAGUUUAAGGACCGUGCUGAGCCUGGAUAUUUCCAGAGCCUGCUCCAGAGUGCCCUGGAGAAGCAGAAUCCAGCCUCAAAGCAAAUCGAGUUGGAUCUCCUAAGAACGCUGCCCAAUAACAAGCAUUACUCCUCCCCCACUUCAGAAGGCAUUCAGAAGUUACGCAAUGUCCUGUUGGCCUUUUCGUGGAGAAAUCCCGAUAUAGGAUACUGCCAAGGGUUAAACAGGUUGGCUGCAGUCGCUCUCCUCUACUUGGACCAAGAAGAUGCUUUCUGGUGUCUCGUUACCAUUGUGGAAGUUUUCAUGCCUCGAGAUUAUUACACAAAGACUCUACUAGGAUCACAGGUUGACCAGCGAGUAUUCAAGGAUCUCAUGAGUGAGAAACUGCCUCGGUUACAUGCCCACUUUGAGCAGUACAAAGUCGACUACACACUCAUUACCUUCAACUGGUUCCUGGUGAUAUUUGUGGACAGUGUUGUCAGUGACAUCCUCUUUAAAAUCUGGGACUCUUUCCUGUAUGAAGGACCAAAGGUCAUUUUCCGCUUUGCUCUGGCACUUUUUAAGUACAAAGAAGAAGCAAUCCUGAAGCUGCACGAUCCGAUGGCCAUAUUCAAGUGUCUGCGAUACUUCACCCGCACUGUCCUCGAUGCUAGGAAGCUGAUCAGUAUUGCCUUUGGGGACCUGAACCCCUUCCCGCUCCGGCCCAUUCGGAAUCGGAGGAGCUACCACCUGGAGAAGGUGCGGCUCGAGCUGACGGAACUCGAAGCCAUCCGGGAGGACUUUGUGAGGGAGCGAGACACCAACACGGACAAGCGAGACCUCAUCAGCGAUGACGACGAGGACAACUGA
Messenger RNA from Gracilinanus agilis (Agile Gracile Mouse Opossum), 2892 nucleotides. RefSeq names its product TBC1 domain family member 2B (gene TBC1D2B). Bases 1 to 2892 code for a protein of 963 amino acids. The transcript has 13 exons. Lineage: Eukaryota; Metazoa; Chordata; Mammalia; Didelphimorphia; Didelphidae. The record is from RefSeq and is a predicted model, not a curated record.